UACGGCAGUUCAUUUCAAGCCAAAACCUUCCAGGACCAUGUAAAGAACUGUUUGGCCAUUAAGGUUUUUACCUAAACACUUUGCUUCCUGAAUUAGAUUUCUCUAGAACGAACAGUUACUCUGGCUGUGAUUGUGAGGACUCCUGAAUUAGGAAAGCCAACAUGAAAGGUGAAGAAACUCGGCAGCGGAGGAAGGAAGGCCGGUCUAGAAAUGGAGAGCGGUCCAGGCACAAAGCAAAGGCCAAGAGUAAACACAAAGAAAGCAAACUUGGCACCCAGGGAACAGAGGAUGGCCCUUUGCUCCUGCCUCCCAAACAGCCAGCUGAGGCAAAAGUGGCCAUGGCAAAGCUUCAGGAGGAGUCUGCCCUUGUCAUUGGCCUGCAGGUCCUCCUGCCUUACUUGCUGGCUGGCAUAGGCAUGGUCCUUGCGGGGAUGGUCCUGGAUCACGUUCAGCACUGGGAGGUGUUUAAGAAAAUCACGGAAGUAUUUAUUCUGGUUCCUGCCCUUCUUGGCUUGAAGGGUAACCUUGAAAUGACCUUGGCAUCUAGACUUUCUACUGCCGCUAACACUGGACAGAUGGAUGAUCCCCAUGAACAGUGGAAAAUGGCCACCUGUAAUUUGGCCUUGAUUCAGACACAAGCCACAGUUGUAGGACUCCUGGCAGCAGUAGUGGCAGUCCUCUUCAAGGCCGUAGCCAAAGGGUAUGUGGAGCUGAACCAGGCAGCCAUGCUGUGUGCCAGCAGUGUGAUGACGGCAUUCAUUGCUGCCCUCUCGCUCGGUCUGGUGAUGAUCGGUGUAAUUGUUGGUGCAAGGAAGGUCGGGAUUAACCCAGACAACGUUGCCACCCCCAUCGCAGCAAGCCUUGGAGACCUGAUCACCCUUUCCUUGCUCGCUGGAAUCAGCAGCACUCUCUUCAAAUACAUCGAUGUGAGUUACCUUUCACCCUUGAUCUGCGCUGUCUUCAUUGUAAUGAUUCCUCUGUGGGUCGCUAUCGCCAAGCAGAGUCCUCCCAUUGCUGAAGUCUUGAAGUCAGGAUGGCAGCCAGUCAUUGUUGCAAUGACCAUCAGCAGCAUUGGGGGGCUCAUCUUGAACAAAACGGUGGCCAAGCCAAACUUCGAAGGCAUGGCUGUUUUCACUCCAGUAAUCAAUGGUGUUGGUGGCAAUUUGGUCGCUAUCCAGGCCAGCCGCAUUUCUACAUUUCUUCACUUCUGGAGCAUGCCUGGUGUCUUGCCGUACAAGAUGAGACAGCACUGGCCCAAUCCAUGUACCACCUUCUUCACUUCAGGGGUCAAUUCCAAGUCAGCUCGUGUGCUAAUCCUGUUGGUGAUCCCAGGGCACCUGGUGUUCCUGUACACCAUUCAUGUCCUACAGGGAGGCCACAUCUCUCUUACCUUGAGUUUCGUGUCGUUUUACCUAGUAGCUGCUCUCCUGCAGGUGGGAAUCCUGCUCUACAUGGCUGACCUGAUCGUGCGGCUGAUGUGGCGAAAGGGACUAGAUCCUGAUAACUUCUCCAUCCCCUACCUCACUGCCCUGGGAGACCUCCUAGGCACUGGAUUGCUAGCACUUUGCUUCCUCUUGGUUUGGGUGAUCAGUGCGCCACAGAUGCCCCUGGGAAACUAAAGAGGACUUCUAUGAUAUUGCCCUGCCCACCACUGUGACAAGUGAGACUUUCACUAUGGUGCUUUUAACAUGGUCCAACAGGGUAUUGAGGAUAUUGGAUAUCCAUCCCCUUUGACCUCAGCAUUGCAUAGCUGUGUUGUAUGAAAAAUACCAAUGAAGUGAUACCAAUGAAGUAGCAUCUAUGUGGACUGUGACCAUGUCUAAUAAUGAAAAGUUUGUGAAGCUCUGCUUAAGCCGGCACCAUCUGGUUAAGCAGCAUUACUGUAGGGGCGUGGUCAGAUAGGCCUUGGUCUGAAAUAGACAUUAAUGGGAGGCCAUCCACUGCUCUCAGUGUGUCUUAGGUAAUAUCCUAGAUGAGGAUGUUACAAAUUGGGCAGAUCCUUGGAGGACCAGUAAAUGGCUUGCUUGAAUCUAUUUUCAUCCCCGUAUAAGGUGUCCACUAGCUGUAGUACAUCAGGUGGUAUUUGCAGAUCAAACAUUUCUGACUCAGUUCAUCUUUAAAGUCAGUGGAUCCUGCUAACAUGAGACUUGCCAUGUUCACUUUGUAAACAGAAAUGUGCAGCUGUUUCUGCUACUUUCUGUACAUGGCAUGUUUCCAUUCUCCAGUGAGCAAUACAAAAGACAGACUGUAUCCUCCUUCAUACUUCUUCAGGAGAACCCCUAGAAUUCAUGCUGCACCUCUCUGGUGUUUCCUUGUAGAUGGCCAAAAAACGCCUCACUGCCUUCUGUUACCACAUGUGCUCCUUUUCAUGUGUAUUCUUAGACAUGUGUGUGGACUCUCUAACUUGGGUUCAGGACACUCGCCCAGAAUCACAACCAAUUUGGAGGAAUUAAGCUCAGUGUCAGGGGAAACUUCUUCCCAUUUCCACAGCCUGACUAGUUUGGAAAACUGACAGACUUGCCAGUUGGGGGAGCUAAACAUGUGAUUUAGGGAUUGUCACCUGGAUAGUGUGCAUACAAGCUCCAAGGUGCCUCUGAUAGACUACCAGUAACCAUGAAAUAAUCAGAUCUUUUCCAAUCCAAGGUUUAGAGUUUAUUGAGGUGAAUAUAGGGGUACAGGAAUUGAAAAGCUUAAGAACAUAGAAAGUGUUGUGUUCAGAAGGAUAUACAUAUGAAGAGUUACAUGAGAGGAAACAGAACAAAGUUUGGGUCCAGUGGCACAUUUAAGACCAACAAAGUUUUAUUCAAGAUUAGGGUUGCCAGAUGCCCCCAGUCCAACCAGGGGAACCCCCGAUAUUCAGGGCUCCAAUCCACAGCUGGCCAGUGAGGGAUGCCCACCCCAUAAGAGGCCUGUUGCACGAUGAUGUCACACAGAAGUGACGUGAUCAUGCCAGGGACAUCACCCGUCAACACCAGUGUUC
Messenger RNA from Gekko japonicus, 2980 nucleotides. It is a transcript of the gene SLC41A3, whose product is annotated as solute carrier family 41 member 3. The coding region runs from base 162 to 1619 and encodes 485 amino acids. Lineage: Eukaryota; Metazoa; Chordata; Lepidosauria; Squamata; Gekkonidae. The record is from RefSeq and is a predicted model, not a curated record. Gene Ontology annotation, cellular component: plasma membrane. Gene Ontology annotation, biological process: monoatomic cation transport. Gene Ontology annotation, molecular function: monoatomic cation transmembrane transporter activity. The transcript has 11 exons.